CCGCGGUCAACAACAAACUCUCUGUGCUCGGAGGGGGAGUUGUCCGCGGAUUUAAAUUACACUUAAACUCCUGUUAACUAUUUACCUUAUUUCUGUAACGACUUUCUUUUUUUUGUACAUAAUGACAAUAAUUAAUUUUAUCGAAUUAAAUCAUAAUUAUGUCACGCGAAUCUACAAGUCGUUGUUCGGAGGCUGAACAUAAAUGUAAGCUAACUUUCUUUAGCUAACUUUAACUGAUCCACCAACGGCUGACUUAGCCGAAUCAACAUGGCGCUAAAAUGUUAAAUUGAUUCUAUGACCGUUGUUGUCACAGCAGCGGACUUUAACGAACGUGUUGAAGUUUCCCCAUUGGACGGAGGAGUCGCUCAGUCGUACGUCCGACCGUUUAUGCAAAUCCGCUCAGCCCGAAUAUGGACACGGAGGAAUGAAAUAUGGUGGAGGAGGCGAACAUGGAGGACCGAGGACCGUGAGAGCGCUGCGGUAGUGUUUUUUUUUUUCUUUUUUCUUUUCUUUUUUUUUUUUUAGGGGGGGUAGCAAGAAGAAACGUGGAUGUACCUCCAGCGGGACGUUUUCUGCGGACAACCUCGGUGGAAAGUUUUGUAUUUGCGUCUCCAUUCUGUGCGCCGACAAGUGCGUCGAGGUCGAGUUUGUUGUAAUGCAGUGAAGAGCGACUUUUUCGGGGGGAUAAAAAGCAGGGCAGAGGGCUUCAGCCCUCUCACCAUCCCGACGCUAUGCCGUGGGUCAGCGGCGGUAAGCGGAGAGAGAGCUCGGAGCUGCCGCUGCCCGCGGGCUGGGAGGAAGCCCGGGAUUACGAUGGCAGAGUGUUUUUUAUCGACCACAACACCCGGCAAACUUCAUGGAUUGACCCCAGAGAUAGGAUCACCAAACCACUGACGUUUGCCGACUGUGUUGGAGAUGAACUGCCUCUCGGGUGGGAGGAAGUUUAUGACCAGCAAGUGGGAGUUUACUACAUAGACCACAUCAACAAGACCACCCAGAUUGAGAACCCGCGGACUCAAUGGCGGCAAGAGCAGGAACGCAUGCUGAAGGAGUACCUUGUGGUGGCCCAGGAGGCCCUCAAAGCCAAGAAGGAGAUGUACCUGGUCAAGCAGCAGCGUCUGGAGCUGGCUCAGCAGGAAAUGUUGCUCUUCCACGAGCUCUCUGAGGACAACCGCUCCAUAACCAGCACGCUCUCAGGCUCAUCCUCAAACGCGAAAUACGACCCCGACCAAAUCAAAGUGGAAAUAGCUUGUAGAAGGGAACGGCUCUCCAGACUGAAGCAGGAGCUGGCCCAGGUGAAGCAGGAGCUGCAGUAUAAGGAAAUGGGAGUGGAGACCCUGCAGGAGAUCGACAGGAAGAUGUCCUGCAGUCAGACGAAUUACAAGCUGGACGAGGCUCAGGCCAUCUUCAACGAGCUGCGGAGCAUCAAGAAGGCCAUCAGCACAGGCGAGAAGGAGAGGCAGGACCUCAUCCAGAGCCUGGCUAAGCUGACGGUGAACUUCCAAAGCAGCUUGUCUAUCGGCGACCCGGCCGGCGAGGUGGCGAACAGCACUGGAACCGCGGGUGACUCCUGCAAUCUGCAGCAGUACUGUGACACUGGCUGUCAGACUGACAUCAUGGGAGAGUAUGGUUCCCAAGAUUCCUCGCAUUUGGUGGACAAAGUAAAAGUCAACUGGCAAUAUGAGGAAGCCAAGAAAAAGGUGCAGAGUAUACAGCACCAGCUAGCACAGCUGGACAGUGAGAGCUGGUCGGGGCGGGCCGAGGCGGACCGCGACCGGGACUUCAUGCAGCUUCUGCGCGAGAAGGAGGCCCUCCUGCAGGAGAUCAUCCUGGUCAGCAAGCAGCAGCACUCUGCAGAGACGCUACUGCAGCUGGAGGAGGAGCGAUCCAGGUUGGAGGAGGAGGUGCAAAGGGCCCACAGCUCCCAGAGUCAGGGAGCCAAUCAGAGGAUCCUGCAGCAGGAGAAGAGGAAUGUUCUGCUCAGGCAGCUGGAGGAGGCGACACGAAUCACCACCUACCUUCACUCCCAGCUGAAGAGCCUGUCGGCCAGUUCUCUGACAGUGUCGUCCAGCAGCAGCCGUGGCUCUCUCGCCUCUAGUCGGGGCUCGCUGGCGUCCAGCCGAGGCUCCCUCAGCUCCAUCAGUUUCAGUGACAUUUAUGGCGUCCCGCAAUAUGAGCGCCACGACGGGGCUGGGGAGCCGCUCGACCCCCACCUGCGCUACCUGCUGCAACCUGAGACACUGUCCAGAGACUGCUCCAUGUAUACUCCUGAUCCCCUGACCCAGAGCAAAACCAAACGCUCCCACGACACCCCGCAGUCCCUGGCCUCCCUGUCCUCCCGAUCCUCGCUCUCCUCCCUGUCGCCACCCAGCUCUCCCAUGGACACACCCUACCACUCCGCCCCUCAGGACUGCCCUCUCACCCAGAUGACGGAGGAGUACAUGGAGCAGGCGGGUCGUGGCCUGUUAGAGGGGCUGCGGGCGCAGUCUCAAACCCUGUCACACAGCGCCAUGUUGAGUGGUGAGGACGCGUUGAGCCCAGCCGCUGUGCAUCAACUGGACGGCAAGAGUCACAGAGAGAGCGGGGCUCAGGGGGCUUUCACCUCCACAGGAGUGACUCUGAGGGGAAACAGUGGCAACAGGAGUGGCCGAAGAGCUCGGAGAGUGUCUGCAGGCGUGUCGGAGGAUGCUCUGGCAACUGACAGCGGUGUGUUCGAGGCCUGGGGCAGAAGGGCGGAGGAGUCUGACGAGAUGUCCUACAUGAAAGAGCUAACCUCUGUGAGCGAGCCCACCCAGAUCCAGCUGGGACUUCUAUGGGAGUCCAGUUCUCAGUCUCUUCGGCUACAUCUGCUACAGCUCAAGAAUUUGAACAGAUCCACUGUGAGAGACGGCUAUAAAGUGUACGUGAAGGUGCACUUGAUUCCACUGGACGCCGGCAGGGCCUGUGUGUUUUACUGUUGUACAGCGUUGGAGCCACAGUCCCAAAUGAGCUUCAACGAAGGCUUCUGCAUUCCUGUCCCUACAAACGCCCUGGCGGUGUGUGCUCUGCAGCUGUCCGUCUGCUCGCUGGGACCUCAGGCUCAGGAGGAGCUACUGGGUACAGCCCAGGUGAGCCUUGCAGACUGUGAGGGAAGUGCCGAGAUGGUUUACCACUGGCUGCGAGUGCAGAUGUUGAGCGGGACUGAGUUGCCCAGGCCUGAACACAAGAGCCUUAGCCACCGCAGACACCACGACAGCCAGGAGGACGAGCACAGGCCCAGAGCCAUGGACACUGUGUGCACUCUGCUGUCACGCACCACCAACACCACCAACACUUCCCAUCUGGAGGAGCGUGAAGGAGAGCUGGAGCUGCAGAGGCUGGAGAAGAAGGACGAGCCGGGCGAGGCGGCAUCUGAGAGGAGUUGGCAGGCAGAGUCUGUGGACAGCGGCUGCAGCAACAGCACAGCGUUCACAGCCGCCUGCUCAGAGGGGCUGUGUGCAGAGGGCAUCUGCAUCACCACCGGAGGGCGCUGUGAGCAGACGACCAGCAAACUCUCCACGAUGAAGGUGGAGAAGGCCACCAUGACGGAGGGCGUGUUCCCGGAGCUGGUGCGAGUCCGGCCCAAAGAGAGGGGAGGUCGCUGGGGUCACGCCUCGCCAUUCAUGCGCGGCAGCACCAUCGUUCGCUCUCAGACCUUCUCUCCCGGCGCUCGGAGUCAGUAUGUCUGCCGGUUAUAUCGCAGCGACAGUGACAGCUCAACUCUACCAAAGAAAUCUCCCUUCGUCAGGAACACCUUGGAAAGAAGAACAUUGCGGUAUAAACAGCAGUCGUACCGCUCCUCCCUUGCCGAGCAGCCGACACGUACCUCCCUGGACCUGGAGCUGGAUCUCCAGGCCUGCAGGACGCGUCAGAGGCAGCUGAUGGAGGAGCUGAGCGCACUGAGGGAGCUGAAGCUGCGACUGGAGGAACCGCAGGCCAGGGAGGACCCGGAGCUCCCCCACUGGGCCCUGAGGGACGAGCGCUUCCGCUGCCUGCUCAGAGAGGCCCAGAGACAGGCCAGCCAAAGCAAGCAGGAGCAACGUCAGGAGGAGGCGGCAGAGAGGAGGCUGAGGAAGGCUUCCAAAGAGGUUCUGCAGAUGAGGGGGCAGAGCCAGAAGGAGCCCCUGCCGGUGCAGACGUUCAGAGAGAAGAUGGCUUUUUUUACUAGACCAAGGUUCAACAUACCUCCUUUGCCAGCUGACGAUGUAUGAGAACUUGCCUCUGUAUUAUUAUUAUUAUUAUUAUUAUUAUUAUUAUGUGACUAAACAUGAAGUAUUUGUCAAAUUUUCUGAGCUCAUGAAGUACAAAGUUUUUUCAAACAAGGAUGUGGGCAGGAUGACACGCAGAUCAUGUUGAAGAUUAGAAGGUUUCACAUUUUCAGAAGCGUUUGUGCGGCUAUUAUAAACAUGAACACAAUAGACACACACACACACUCAGUUAUCGACAACAGCACGGCCGUUCAUCUCCUCUCGGGGGAAGACGUCUCUCAUGAGGAAACAUUAUCUCUCUAUUCCUGUAUGAGUUACAGAUCCUGUUGUUUGUGCUUACAAAAGGCUGGAAGACGGGAACAAAAGUCGGUUUGGACAAAUUCACUGUACUGUAACUUAUUUUAUAGUACUUUUCCUUGAAGGAAAUUAAAAGAAACGCUUCCUGCUUUUUAAGUGUAUUUUGUAGCUUUGAACAAAUAGCACUUCAAUGUUUUUACAUACGGUUAAAUGGAACUGUCUGAUUUUGUUUUCUGUUACCUAAUUCUUAAGAGUUAUUUACAUAAAAUGUCACUUUGUAAUCCACUUUUAUUACAGAUGUCAUUGUCCUUUUGUUGUUAUGUUAUUAAAAUUAAUAUUAUUUCAUGUACUUUUCAAUAUAUGGAUGAAUAUAUGACACAUUAUUCAGAUUUUUUUUUUUAUGAUGUCUGUAUGAACAUCUGCAGUGUUACCUCUUGUGAAGAUAAAACCAUUAAACCACA
This is a messenger RNA of Acanthopagrus latus (yellowfin seabream), 4984 nucleotides long. RefSeq names its product WWC family member 3 (gene wwc3). The record is from RefSeq and is a predicted model, not a curated record. Gene Ontology annotation, molecular function: molecular adaptor activity; kinase binding. NCBI's taxonomy places the organism in Eukaryota, Metazoa, Chordata, Actinopteri, Spariformes, Sparidae. Gene Ontology annotation, biological process: regulation of DNA-templated transcription; regulation of hippo signaling; negative regulation of organ growth. The transcript is spliced from 23 exons. The coding region runs from base 732 to 4229 and encodes 1165 amino acids. Gene Ontology annotation, cellular component: cytoplasm.